Penicillium nucicola is the source of this 555-nucleotide messenger RNA. RefSeq lists its product as uncharacterized. The record is from RefSeq and is a predicted model, not a curated record. Lineage: Eukaryota; Fungi; Ascomycota; Eurotiomycetes; Eurotiales; Aspergillaceae. The transcript is spliced from 4 exons. The coding region runs from base 1 to 555 and encodes 184 amino acids.
AUGGACCUACGAACUACACCCUCGAACGAGUUGACUCUCGCACUACACCGUGUGGUCUUGGACGGUAUCCUCGAAUCUGUCGUGACUCAUGGCUCCAUCUUCAUGGGCUCCACAUUCAGCUCCCAAUCGAUCAGCUCCGGUUUGAUCACUGUCCCCAAGAAAGCCUGUCGUGUCUUCCUUUGCGUCGAAUUUUGGGCUUCGGUCUGGGCUUUCGAAACGCCCGAAGGCAGCUUACAGCGUCUGGGUCUUUUCGUGGACUGGUUGGAUCUCUGGUCGACUAUGGUCUUAGUUCCGUUGCCUCCACUGCCGAUCUCUGGCCAUGUCAACACCAGUGGUCUCGAUAUCCGCAGUCUCCGUAUCCGCGGUCUCCGCAUCCACAAUGUCUACACCAAGAGUACUAUUACUUUCCGUGGCCUCUGCGUUCGAGCAUUGUUUUAUCUUGGUAGCAUCCUGGUUUACCAGAUCCUUGCUGACAGAUUUCCCAUUACCGCCACCAUGAUCAAUGUUGGAAUUGCCAGGUUCCUCGGCAGAGAUACGCAGACUCUGCUGAAAUAG